This is a messenger RNA of Ostreobium quekettii, 1662 nucleotides long. NCBI's taxonomy places the organism in Eukaryota, Viridiplantae, Chlorophyta, Ulvophyceae, Bryopsidales, Ostreobiaceae. The record is from the annotation of a GenBank genome assembly.
AUGCCGCCCUCGGUGCCUCCGGAGGCAUCCACGGAUCCGGCCGCGCGGGCAGGCUUCGAUGCCGCGCCGUCGGCCGCGUCACAGCACGCCAAACCUCACGGCGACGGCCGCGGCCCGCGGGGACCCUGGGGGGUGCUCUGCAGCACGCUGGCAGCCGCCAAGCGGGCAUUGUUGCUCGCAUCAAUGCCUGGCGCAUCCCACAAAACCUCCCCGCUGCAAGACGCAGGGACGGCCCUCUGCCGGGCGUUCCUAGCCGUGGCGGGGUUCUCCACCGGCGCCCUGGAGGUGGACGACUCCGAGAUGCUGUGGGUGGUGGACGGGGCAGCCUACGACCUGACGGACUUCGUGCGCCACCAUCCCGGCGGCGAGAAGUUCCUGCUGCGCUCGCGUGGGCGCGACAUUACCGUCACCUUCAACACAUACCACCCCAACCCGGACAGGGUUCGGCCCGUGCUGGCGAAGUACCGGGUGAGGGAUGCCAGGCCGGGCGACGUGAACAAGAGUAUGUGCGACCUGCCGGCAUUCCUGAUCGGCGAGGACUUCGAUGCGGCGAGGGACCUGCCACGCUACGCCGAGCAGUCCGGUCACCUGCUGCCGGCGCUGCGGGCGCUGAUGUCCACGAGGGAGAUGCGCGAGAAGAUCAAGGCCGCAGAUCGGAGUUUUGACGUCGUUUCUGCGGGCAUUUUCGGGCUUUAUGUGGCCCUGCAGGCGGCCUUCCUGGCGGGCAGUCUGGGCAUGGCGCCGUUCGUGGCGGCCAUGGUGCUGACGCGCAUAGCGCUGGCCGGGGCGGGCCACUAUUUCCUGCACAGAAGCGCGGCCUGGCCGUGGGGGAUCCUGGGCUUCGCGUUCGACGUCAACUAUGUGGGAUUCGCACUGGUGUCCACGGACGGGCACGUGAUGCUGCACCACGCGUUCACGAUGGCGCCCGGGGACGUGAAGCGGGGGAUCUUCGACGCCAUCAAGAGCCUCCCGCGGCUGUACCGGCUGCCGGUGCACACGGCGCACAAGCUGGCCCAGACGGUGACCGGGGUGUUCAUACGGGGCAGCAUCGUGCAGAUGAUCGAGACCGCCAAGGGAAGAAUGCCUCGAGACGGCCAUCUCAUAUUCGCCGUCUUCUGCCUCGUCAGGCUUGCGCUGGUGGCCGAACUCGUCACCUUCUGCGUGCUGGGCCACUUCCGCGUGUGGUUCCUGCAGUUCUUCUUCACGCUCUGGAUCUCCACCUUCCAAGUGGUGGCUAGCCACGACCUGGACGCCCCCUGCCCGCAGCCCGACCCCAGCAACGACUGGGCCGCCUUCCAAGUGGCGCACUCCUACGACAUGAUCUUCACGGGCUGGAAGUGGGCGGACUGCUUCCUGACGGCGGGUUUGGGCCCCCACAGGGUGCACCACGUGCUACCCUACCAGCGUAGCGGCUUCGCGAACAUCAUCAGCGAGCCAGCGCUGCGGCGCCUGUGCGAGCAGAGGGGCAUGGCGUGGGCCGCGCCGCUGAGUUUUUGGAAGCAGCGAUUUCCUGUGCUGGUUAAGCGGUACCUGCUUGCCCCCGCCCACUCUGGCGCCGUGCGCGGGCUGCGCGGUGUCUUGAGGGAGCAUCUUUCGUUGGAGGCUUUGAGGGGUUGCGCCCGCCACGUCUAUUUGGGAGCGCUCGGGGAGGGGUCGUUUUAG